AAACGUGCUUUUGGAUCCCGUCUAACGCCGGCACACCUCAAACAAAACACUUUAAAUUAGUAUAUGGCAGAACAUCCAACAAAUAACACACGCCGGGAACUUUAUUGCUCCAUUGUUGGACGAAUUUUUAUUACUUCAUCGGCCACGCUACUGUUUUUUGUGAAUCGGCCUUCGAUUUGUCAGUGCCGCUAAUAAGAACAUUUUUUUUUGCUUUCCGUCGUUUUGUUUUGUGACCAAGUGUCCCAUGGUUUUUGGUUUAUUUUUGUGUUUUAUUUAUUUCGUGCAAUGUGCUACAAGGAAUAAAUGUAAUGACGGCAAAUUGGAUUUCCCCGGUCAAAUCAAACUUUAAAUGAUCAAAUACACGGAUCAUAUGACUCUUCUUUUUUUACGUUGGAUAAAGAAACAAUCGAUCAUCUCGAUUUGGGAGUAAAACAAUUCAACACGAAGGAGUAAAGGGAUUUUAUCAUCUGUGAAAUAUAGUGAUUAAGUGAAAUAAUGCGCCUGUAGUGCUUAGGAGUGAUUUGUGUAUAAAACUCAGUGAGAAAAUUGCCGCUGUGAUCUAACCUCCAAACAGGAAUUAGCAUGAGUUCAUACUUUGCAAAUUAUAUGCCGGACAUGCGAAAUGGUGGUGUAGUGUCAGCAGAACACCAUCAGCAGCACUAUGGAGCGGCAGUGCAGGUGCCUCAAGGCGGCGGUGCCGUCCAAACGGAUCCGAACCCCUGUGCAGGAGACCCAUCGGUGGUGGGCCUGCGACAGGGUGUCCCCCCGCAUCAUUAUGGUGGCCCACCGACAGCCGGCCAACCUCCCCAAGGCAUGCCGCCCUACCCUCGGUUUCCCCCCUACGACCGAAUGGACAUCCGAAAUGCUGGCUACUACGGCGCCCAACAACCCCAAAUGGACGGUUCUGGUUAUCGGCCCGACAGCCCCAACAGCAUGGGGCACAUGGGGGGAAACGCACCCAACGGUCACCAAACCCCCGUCGUGUACGCGAGCUGUAAGCUGCAGGCGGCGGCGGUGACGCAAAAUGGCGUUCUCGGUCCCACCGGCAGUCCGCCCCUAGACACGCAGACCAUGAACAACCACCACAUGGGCCAUCAUAUGCAAGAACAACACCCGCAACAUCACCAACAGCAUCCGCAACAUAAUAUGAUGUACGCUGGCCAGCAAAACAAUAUGCAUCAGCAAGCGCCGCCCCCGCAUCAGCAACCGCCACUCCAGCAACAGCCAGCACAAGGCCAACAACCCCCCAACAAUACCGCUUCGGCAUUACCUAGUCCACUCUAUCCAUGGAUGAGAAGUCAAUUUGAGAGGAAACGAGGAAGGCAGACGUACACGCGGUACCAAACGUUGGAGUUGGAGAAGGAGUUCCAUUUCAACAGGUACCUGACGAGGCGGCGGCGGAUCGAGAUCGCGCACGCGCUGUGCCUGACGGAGCGGCAGAUAAAGAUCUGGUUCCAGAACAGGCGUAUGAAGUGGAAAAAGGAGAACAAGACCAAAGGAGAGGGUGGUUCCGAAGGUGGUGGCGAUGACAUCAGCCCGCAGGGAUCGCCGCAGUGAAAAGUCUCCGCGAACGAGACGUAACCCAUGUACCUAAAGUCAUAUUGUAGUCAUUUUUCCGAUGCAUUUGCCCUCGCCGAGGAUCCUUACCGUCCUACGGAAGGGCCAAGUGUCCAAACUUUCGGCAGGAACUCUCUCCAAAUUCAUCCACACAACCGUUAUGACCUCUCGACAAGAAAAGUCCUUGUAUGUGUAUAACUAGUUUCGAAGUGAGACGCGGUUAUAAUAAUUUGAUUUAUAUAUAUUUAUUUAUGUAUUGUAGAUAAAAUAGCAUUUUUUUUAUUAACUUACUUAUUGUUGCGCAAGUUUUUUGGA
Molecule: messenger RNA, 1872 nt
Organism: Brassicogethes aeneus
Lineage: Eukaryota; Metazoa; Arthropoda; Insecta; Coleoptera; Nitidulidae
Source: the annotation of a GenBank genome assembly